Molecule: messenger RNA, 2521 nt
Organism: Xyrichtys novacula (pearly razorfish)
Lineage: Eukaryota; Metazoa; Chordata; Actinopteri; Labriformes; Labridae
Source: the annotation of a GenBank genome assembly
AUAAAUACGAGGGGCGCCGCUGCCUCCAUUUCACAACAGGGAAGAAACCUUGAGGAGUUCUUGCUUCAACAGUGUUUGAACGGAACUUCUUCCUUCGUCCCGAUUUUUCUAUCAGCCAGUCUGCAUUCCGGACACGACAAUCCUCUUUUGACUUGAACACUACUGAAACAGUCGCCGUAAAGCUUUAUUUUUGUACCGUUUUGUUAAAAAAGCGUAAGAAACCGCCAGCCAAGAUGGAGUCACAAGUGCGACAGAACUACCACCGCGACUGCGAGGCCGCCGUCAACAGGAUGAUCAACAUGGAGCUGUUUGCCUCAUACACCUACACUUCCAUGGUGAGGAUAAAAACUGAACUUUAAUGUGCAAAAUUAAUAUGUGCAAAACAUAUGCUUCUACUGCGUGUUUUCUUGAAUUAUCUGCAACUUGCAGACGAAUACGUUAAAUUUAAAGAACAAUUUUGGAAACAAGUGCUUCUUGACAAAAUAUUUUAGUAAUGAGUGGUUAUGAAAGGCAGUUUUUAAGAAGUUUCUUGUUAAUUUGCCUGUGAGUCUAUCACGGAGAAGCAGGUUGUCAGAUAAGGAGCGUCUCUUGCCCUGACUCGCCUCUGAAUGAAAAAGUGCUGUGUCAUGCUUCAGACUCCCUUAGUCACUCUUAACAUAGAUGUGUCUGUGUCUAAACAUACUAUACUCCAGAGAGUGACUCACAUACUGGCUUGACCACUGACUGGCUGCAUAACAACUAUUUGUCCCAACCCUCUGCCAUAUAAUGAUAGGUGACAUCUUCUAAUCACAGUUUUUGUCCCCCUCUGCUUGUUUCCUAUAGGCCUAUUUCUUCUCCCGGGAUGAUGUGGCCCUUCCAGGCUUUGCUCAUUUCUUCAAGGAGAACAGUGAUGAGGAGAGGGAGCACUCUCAGAAGCUGCUGUCUUUCCAAAACAAAAGGGGAGGACGCAUUUUCCUGCAGGACAUCAAGGUAAGGGCAGGUCAAAGAGUGGCUGUUACACCACACUGUGUUGCAACAGGAUGAACAUACAGUCUUGUCACCCUGAUUCCCUCCUGUUCAAUAUUCCUGAACUGGAGUUUUUCAGUGGGAUAUUAAGCUUUCUACAAUGAUAACCUUUUUUUUUUUUUAAUCCUAGAAACCGGAGCGUGAUGAGUGGGGCAGCGGGCUUGAGGCCAUGCAGUGUGCUCUGCAGCUGGAGAAGAAUGUUAACCAGGCUCUGCUGGACCUGCACAAACUGGCUUCUGAUCAUGGAGACCCACAUGUAAGUUCUAUUUAGGAUUCAUAAAAGAGUGCUGGAUACACCUAGCGUCUAGUAAUACCUUAUAAUCCACCUUUGUAUCAAACCCUCACCUUCUAUGUCUUCUUCCCAGAUGUGUGACUUCCUGGAGACCCACUACCUGGACGAACAGGUGGAGGCCAUCAAGAAGCUGGGUGACUACAUCACCAACCUGACCCGCAUGGAUGCCCAGACCAACAAGAUGGCAGAGUACCUCUUCGACAAGCACACCCUGGGAGGUGGCAAAAGCUAAAUGCUGUGCGGGGAUCAAGUGCCGAAUUGAAGUCUUAAUGACACACAGGCUCUAAUAAUCAAUACACCUUUCUGCUUCAUCUGUUCAUUCACUCGGCACAAAUUUAAGAAUAACAGCUUUGAAAAAUAACCUCCUGUAUGAUCUGGCAAUGUCCUUGUUUUUGAAUGUCAUAUGGAUGGGUAUCCACCAGGUUUUGGCUUCGCUCUUGGUUUCCAAUGAGCCUCCUGAUAUGACCUUUGUUUUGUUUUGUUUCAACAACUUGUGACUUUGAGUUUCUGAUCUGUUCUGAAUCUGAAUAAACAUUUUGAGCUGGAAAUAAGUUUGUGACUGUCUCUUGCAUAUCCUGCUUAAAGAUUCAAGGUAACACUCAUACAUGCCCUGCAACAUAAUUUUAACGUGGCAAGGUCACAUUAAUACUGAAAUGGUCAUGGUGAAAUAGACCGCUCUUUUUGAUUAAGCUAAAUUAAAAUGACUAUAAAAUUUUUUGUGAUAUUGAAGUGAAUAUUGCCUAAAAUCUGCCUCAUUAAAUAAGUGAUAAUACCUUUUUUAAUUAGCAUGACGGCCGUACUUUCUUGCUGUCUUAGCUGCACCAAAUUCAUGUGAAAUCAGGAAAAGCAGCUAUCUGAGUUGCUGACUUAAUUAUUUGAUUUUUGAAAGAAUUUUUACACAAAUGUAGGUUUAGAUAAUGUUUUCAAAGCCUAAAGAGAGAGAGAGACUAUUAUGACAGUUUUGGAAGAUAUCAAAAGUUACAAGAGGAGGUUAAGCAUUGUAAGUGUAAAAUGGUAUGUGACUUGUGCAUACUGCCAUCUACCGUGGAGGGGAAAAACAUCACACACUUAACAGAUCUGAAUAUAUCUGUAGUGAUCAUUUUGGAAUCAACAAGUCUUAAAUUGAACAGACACUGUAGCUUAUUUAACAAAAACAUAUAGUACAGUGUAAACUAUAGAUUAGCAGAAAUGUAGACACUGAACAAGGAAAUAAAAACCUUUAAA